AGCAUAGUCUCCCGCUGACUCUAAUCGAAAACAGCAUAGUCUUCCGCUGACUCUAAUCGAAGGAUGUCAACUAUGUCUUCAACGUUGAGCUUCAGAGUUCCCUUCUCAGCUAUACCUACGCAGGGUUACCAUUUGAAACUCUCUUCGGUGAGAUUGAAGAAUUGUUUUAGGGUUCCAUCCUUUUCUUACUUUCUUGAAAAUGAAAUCAAGAAAAAUUCUUCUAAGAAUUUGUUAAAAGCUCAACGAAUAUGCUCAACAACAAAUAAUGGAGAUGCUUCUGAUAUUUCCGAUUCAUACAAGCCUUCUGCUGAUCAAGAGGAUACAAGCUCAAGGAAAAGCAAUGGAAAUAAGGAACCAAAACCAUUCGCAUUCGACGAGUUAAUGAAGAAGUUGAGAAGAUAUGGUAUUUCUGGAAUGCUAUCAUAUGGGCUUCUGAAUACUGCAUAUUAUCUUACAACAUUUCUCAUUGUCUGGUUUUACGUUGCUCCAGCGCCUGGAAAAUUGGGUUGUCUUGCAGCUACUGAGAGAUUUCUCAAAAUAAUGGCAAUGGUGUGGGCAGGAAGCCAAGUAACAAAGCUUGUCAGACUUGGAGGGGCAGUUGCACUUGCUCCUUUUGUGGAUAGAGGAUUGUCAUGGUUCACAAUGAAAUUCAAUUUUCAGACCCAAGGAAAAGCAUUUAUGGCUGUUGUUGGAUGUUGUUUUACGUUGGCUCUCCUGUUAUUUUUUAUGGUGACAUUACUUUCAGCUUAACUUGGUAUUCCGUUUUUUUUUCUCACUCUGCUUUCACUUUCCUUGGUGCGCAUAAUCUUGUUUACAAUUUGCAUAAAAGAGGCUAUGAACCAUUAUUCAAUUUUUA
This is a messenger RNA of Papaver somniferum (opium poppy), 856 nucleotides long. RefSeq lists its product as uncharacterized. Bases 64 to 750 code for a protein of 228 amino acids. The record is from RefSeq and is a predicted model, not a curated record. The transcript has 9 exons. Lineage: Eukaryota; Viridiplantae; Streptophyta; Magnoliopsida; Ranunculales; Papaveraceae.